Messenger RNA from Trichophyton verrucosum HKI 0517, 2199 nucleotides. RefSeq names its product signal transduction protein Syg1, putative. The coding region runs from base 1 to 2199 and encodes 732 amino acids. Gene Ontology annotation, cellular component: cytoplasm; plasma membrane; Golgi apparatus. The record is from RefSeq and is a predicted model, not a curated record. Gene Ontology annotation, biological process: phosphate ion transport; cellular response to phosphate starvation. Gene Ontology annotation, molecular function: inositol hexakisphosphate binding. Lineage: Eukaryota; Fungi; Ascomycota; Eurotiomycetes; Onygenales; Arthrodermataceae. The transcript is spliced from 2 exons.
AUGAUUCCACGAAGAUCCUUUCAGCAUCAACAAGAGGAUAAGGUUUGUUUCCCUUCGUCCCUCCCAGGGCAUCCCGCGAGCCACAUUGUGCGCUUUCUCCUCUUCCGCACAAGGAGGACAAGGCGUUUGUUCGUAGGACCAAUCAUCCCAGCUAGGGGGUUUCGUCUGCUUGCUCCCGCAUCCUUCCCGCCGGCCAAACAGCAGCCACAGAGUCAACUUAUCCGCAUCCAUCCCGCCUGUGUUGUAGUCGCCGUCACAGCAUCAUUCCUUUUCUUCAGCUCGUCGCUCGUUUCAUACCUCUCUUCUGGCAUCUGUUUCGCUGUCCGUCGACUUGCUGUCACAGCGAGCGAAAGCAAAAAAGAAAAGACGCCGUCGAAAGAGGCUGAAAUUGCUUCUUUUUUACCUUUGAUGAGUCAGCAGACACGUGGGUCUUUGCCGAAGCCGGUUUGUACUUUUGUGGUCGAGGCGCAAAGAUGGAAAGACUUAUAUAUCAAAAGACACCGCCGAGGCAGACCUGGAGCAUCUCGCGACAGUGAUUUAUUGCAAGAAUUGUUCAUUUUACAGUCUCUUCAGCAGCAGUUGGCGAUGAAUUUACCCAGGUACACGCCAGAGGAUGAAGUUUGCAAAGUAAGUCCCACACUAAGGAGAGAUACUUGGCUCCUGGUUACCUUCGACAGAGCAGGUGGGAAGAAGAAGGUCAAAGCCAUCGCAAGAGCUCUUCGACAUGUCGAACAGGCAUCGUGGACUCCUGGGCGGCGGAGGUUCAGCCAAAUUAGCGCUACACGCCGUGACUCGAUCCAAUUUCCCUUGACGCCUAAUGAGAUACCUGGACUCAGCAGUGUAACGCAGCGUCAUGCAGGUGAUUGGGCGAACCAAGCCGCACCGGAACGGUCACCGCUUCGAACUCCAGCAUCUCGAUUCGACCAGACUGAAGGAUAUGGAAGCAUUGUGCCACCACGACCGAGCCACACAGUUUCUCCCUCUUUAGCUCCUUCCUCACUUCAGCUUCCUGAUCCCGCAAUUGAUCCAGAGGACAACUAUUUCACGCCCCGGAAUGAAUCAUCUACUCUACACAAUGACGGGCUUUUGGCACCCUAUACAAACAGGCAAAAGAACCUUCGCCCUGGACAAAAUACACAAUCCGGGCGCGGAUCAUUACGCAAGCAAAUAAGAGAUCGGCGACCUACAAUUGGCACCCCUGGCCCAAGACCUUCGUUUAUCCACCGAAUGUUCUCAUCUAGCCCAGAAUAUGAGAAUUCUAAAACCCAGGCACCCGCACGAGAGCAGGCUCUUGCAGAACUGAAAACUAAGGAGGCCGAGUUUUUCGCUUUCAUGGACAAAGAGCUGUCAAAGAUCGAAACCUUUUAUAAGUUAAAAGAGGAUGAAUCGACUAAGAGGCUGCAAUUACUCAGGGAUCAGCUACAUGUCAUGCGGGACUUACGACUUGAAGAAAUCAGGUUGAAGAAAAACCAAUCAAAAUCUGAAUCUGAAGAGGCCACGAAUGGCAUCAAAGGCCCUGCGGGCCAGACCGCUGCCACCUGGACUAGACCUUUGGCCCGAGGUAGAGGCUCCCAUAUCGGGAAGACAACCAAGGCAAUGGCACAAUUAUCAACACCUAGCGGCCCAGUACCACGGGCAAUGCCGGAUGAGCAGAGAGAUUUUGUCACCCGCAAAGAAUACCAAAGUGUACCUUAUACCUCUGCAAAGAGGAAACUAAAGCUUGCCCUUUUAGAAUUCUAUCGCGGCUUAGAACUGCUUAAAUCAUAUGCUGAUUUAAACAGAAAAGCAUUUCGAAAGAUGAAUAAAAAGUAUGACAAGGUUGCAUACGCCCGCCCCACUGGGAGGUAUAUGACUGAAAAGGUCAAUAAGGCAUGGUUUGUACAGAGUGACAUUGUUGAGAAUCACUUAGUUGCAGUUGAAGAUUUGUAUGCCCGUCAUUUUGAACGAGGGAACCGCAAAGCUGCCACUCAUAAACUGCGUGGCAAAGCAGGAAUUCCAACGGACUACUCCCCAAAUUCGUUCCGAAAUGGGCUAAUGCUAGCCGGGGGACUCGUAUUUGGUGCGCAGGGCCUUGCCUAUGCAAUUGGUCACUUGUUCAGCGAUGAAAUAGACGUCAAGACAGAAACCAGUUAUCUUCUUCAGGUACAGCAAACAGAUACCUCUACGAUGGGAGACCUUUCUAACAUUUAUUUUCUCUAG